CGCUCUCUCCGCUGGGGAAAGGAAAAGGAGGAGCCCCGCGCACGGCAUUCUGGGAGCGCGUGGUGUUGUGGGUAUUCGGGGCCCGCCAUUCCUUCGCUUCACGCCUUCGCCUUCUAACGUUUGUGCGAGAACCGGAAGGCAGCCUGCAGUUAGUUGGCGAGGAAAAGCGGCGAAUAGCACAAGAAGAGUCCUGCCAAGAUGUCUAUUGGUGUGCCGAUUAAAGUCUUGCACGAGGCUGAGGGCCACAUAGUAACAUGUGAGACCAACACUGGUGAGGUGUACAGAGGGAAGCUCAUUGAAGCAGAGGACAACAUGAACUGCCAGAUGUCCAACAUCACAGUCACCUACAGAGAUGGCCGAGUGGCACAGCUGGAACAGGUGUACAUUCGUGGCAGCAAGAUCCGAUUUCUGAUAUUGCCUGACAUGUUGAAAAAUGCACCCAUGUUAAAGAGCAUGAAAAAUAAAAACCAAGGCUCAGGAGCCGGCCGAGGAAAAGCUGCUAUCCUGAAGGCCCAAGUGGCUGCAAGAGGAAGAGGACGUGGAAUGGGGCGUGGAAACAUCUUCCAGAAGCGGAGAUAAUUUUCUCUGUUGAAGGGAACUUUGUUCUUUUUGCUCUUAGGUUAUGGCAGGGGUUUCUUUGGGGGGGGGGGGGGGCUACAUGUGCGUAUGUCCUAGGUUUUCUUUUGAUAUUUCUCUUUGUAUCAGAGAAACUUAAGCUAAAUAAAAUAUGGCUGUUUUGUGGUUUGUGUA
Messenger RNA from Meriones unguiculatus (Mongolian gerbil), 750 nucleotides. It is a transcript of the gene Snrpd3, whose product is annotated as small nuclear ribonucleoprotein D3 polypeptide. The coding region runs from base 199 to 579 and encodes 126 amino acids. Gene Ontology annotation, biological process: spliceosomal snRNP assembly; RNA processing. The record is from RefSeq and is a predicted model, not a curated record. Gene Ontology annotation, cellular component: U12-type spliceosomal complex; U5 snRNP; commitment complex. The transcript has 4 exons. Lineage: Eukaryota; Metazoa; Chordata; Mammalia; Rodentia; Muridae. Gene Ontology annotation, molecular function: RNA binding.